Messenger RNA from Medicago truncatula (barrel medic), 1365 nucleotides. RefSeq names its product gibberellin 2-beta-dioxygenase 2. The transcript has 3 exons. Lineage: Eukaryota; Viridiplantae; Streptophyta; Magnoliopsida; Fabales; Fabaceae. Bases 106 to 1143 code for a protein of 345 amino acids. The record is from RefSeq and is a predicted model, not a curated record.
CCAUGCCACUUUCCUCCAACCAAAAAUCUAAACUCUCUCUAGAACUACAAAAAAUUUCAGCAUCUUCAUCAUUCUUAUAUCUAUUAGAAUACUUAGCUUAUAACAAUGGUAGUACCUUCUCCAACUUCCAUGAUAAGAACUAAGAAAACAAAGGCCGUGGGAAUUCCGACAAUUGACCUUUCCAUGGAAAGGUCAGAGUUGUCGGAAUUAGUUGUGAAAGCUUGCGAAGAAUAUGGUUUUUUUAAGGUGGUGAAUCAUGGUAUACCAAAGGAGGUUAUUUCAAGGUUGGAAAAUGAAGGAACAGAGUUUUUCUCAAAAAACUCUACAGAGAAACUUCAAGCUGGUACUUCUACUCCUUUUGGUUAUGGCUGCAAAAAUAUUGGUCCCAAUGGUGAUAAAGGUGACCUUGAGUAUCUUCUCCUUCACACCAAUCCUAAUUCAAUCUCUGAGAGAUCCAAAACCAUUGCAAAAGAUCACCCUAUCAAGUUCAGUUGCAUCGUCACUGAUUAUAUAGAAGCAGUUAAAGAAUUAGCAUGUGAGAUUCUUGAGCUAGCAGCAGAAGGAUUGUGGGUCCCUGACAAGUCCUCACUAAGCAAAGUUAUCAAAGACGUUCAUAGUGACUCAGUCCUUAGGAUCAAUCACUACCCUCCAGUGAAGAAAUUAAGCAAAGAUAAUUUGGACCCAUCAAAAUUCCAAAACAAUAAUAAUACUAUUGGAUUUGGAGAGCAUUCUGACCCUCAGAUCCUAACCAUCUUACGGUCCAACAACGUAGGUGGCCUUCAGAUUUCAACUCAACAUGGAUUGUGGAUCCCUGUCCAUCCUGACCCCAAUGAAUUCUAUGUCAUGGUUGGAGAUUCUCUUCAGGUUUUGACAAAUGGGAGGUUUGUGAGUGUGAGACAUAGAGUAUUGACAAACACAACAAAGCCCAGAAUGUCAAUGAUGUACUUUGCAGCACCACCGUUGAAUUGGUGGAUCAGUCCAUUAUCAAAGAUGGUGACAGCCCAUAACCCAUCUCUGUAUAAGCCCUUUACAUGGGCCCAAUAUAAACAAGCAGCAUAUGCUCUUCGAUUGGGAGAUUCACGUCUUGAUCAAUUCAAGCUCCAAAAACAAGAAGACAAUACCCAUUAUCACCAUGACACUUGAAUCACUUUCAUUGUUUAUAGUCCUUUUUCUUUUUGUUUCAAUUAUUGUCCUUGUUUUAUAAAUAGUGUUGAUAUUUAUUUUUUGGCCGUAGCGAUUUAGUGAUCUAGUCUACCUAGUUGGUAUUGUAAAAUAUAUGUAGGUAACCUUCCAAGUGGAAUUUUGACAUGAAUGAUGUUCAAUGUAUUCAGAAAUCAGAAGCAGCAUCAUUUAUUUUUGCGUUUA